GAGUCUCUCCGUCUCUCUCCCUGGGCACAAAAUUAGCCUUCGUUACUGCUCAAGGAUCCAACUGAGCCAUGUCUUCUCCCGAUCAGGCUUCAUCUGAGAAGGGACCGCCCGGAAGUUCAGCCUCACAAGGUUGGGAGAAGCGUAUCAUCGUUCCCACACUUCUUGCAGGUGUUGUCGGUGGAGUGGGUGGAAUCUUGUCCCAGCGUAGGAAGGCGUUUGGGGUCGCCAAGCUGUGUGCAACAUAUGCUGCUAACUUGUCUAUAGUGACCGGUUGCUAUUGUGGUGCACGUGAGCUUACCAGAGAGCUUCGGGCUUCUGAGAAUGGAGACCUUUUGAACUCGGUGAUUGGAGGAAUAUCCAGUGGAGCAUUUCUUGGACGUCUUCAAGGUGGUCAAGUUGGUGCAGUUCGAUAUGCCGUCAUAUUUGCAUGCACUGGUACUGCGCUAGAUUAUGCGGCUUUGAGAAUGAAGUCUCGAGCAGAGAGCAGCAAUGACUCUGUCCUUGAGAACUCUCAGCAAAAGAGUGAGAAGAAGAGUUGGUGGAGUUGGCCUGAGUGGGCACCGAUUCAAUUAUAUGAUGAAGAAGCUGAAGCAAAAAAGGAGCAGGAAAAACAGUUCUUUGCACAACGCCGGAUGGUUAAAAUGGACAAGAGAGAGUCCUUGGACAGCUGAUUGGUCUUUUCUUCUCUAUUGUAUGUCUAAUUCAUUUGAGGCAGCUGAUUGGUCUUUCUGACCUAUAUAUUGUGUCUUUGAUUCUUUUGAGCAACAUAAAAGCUGUAUAGACCAGAGGUUGGCAGGGUGGCCCUGCUGCUGCUGCGGACGGACAUGGUUCGACUCCUACGAGCGUCUGCUCUUUGCAUAAAGCCGAGGCCUAUUGCAGAACUUUGGAAUAUCCUAUAUCCAAAAUUGAUGCUCUUGUUACUGCGCAAAAAGUUGGCGAUAAUGGAAAUUCAGCCCUUUUCUUUAUAAAAUUCA
Molecule: messenger RNA, 974 nt
Organism: Nymphaea colorata (pocket water lily)
Lineage: Eukaryota; Viridiplantae; Streptophyta; Magnoliopsida; Nymphaeales; Nymphaeaceae
Exons: 4
Coding region: 69-671 (200 amino acids)
Biological process (GO): protein insertion into mitochondrial inner membrane
Cellular component (GO): TIM22 mitochondrial import inner membrane insertion complex
Molecular function (GO): transmembrane protein transporter activity
Source: RefSeq, a predicted model, not a curated record